AACCACUGCUCCCACAACUCUAAAACACUCUCUCUCUCUAAAACACUUUCUCUCUCUAAACUCUAAAAGUCUAAACCGAAACACUUAUAGCACCCGUCAGUCAGUCCUGAAACUCCCCCCCUCUUUAAACUCUCCCUCUUGACCCCUUCCUUCUUCUUCCACCUCUAAUCCUACACCCCCUUCCCUGCUUAUCAUACGCACUCCCAUUCCACACCCAUCUCCUCCAUUUUCUCUCUCUUCCUCUCCUGAAAAUGGGCAAAGGUGGGUCACUCGCCGACGGCGUGAUCAAGAAGAUCCUCCUCUCCUACACCUACGUAGCCAUCUGGAUCUUCCUCAGCUUCACCGUCAUCGUCUACAACAAGUACAUCCUCGAUCGCAAGCUCUACAACUGGCCUUUCCCAAUCUCUCUCACCAUCAUCCACAUGGCCUUCUGCUCCACCCUCGCAUUCCUCGCCGUCCGCGUCUUCUCCCUCGUCGAACCCGUCUCCAUUUCCCGCCAUCUCUACCUCUCCUCCGUCGUCCCCAUCGGAGCCCUCUACGCCCUCUCUCUCUGGCUCUCCAAUUCCGCCUACAUCUACCUCUCCGUCUCCUUCAUCCAGAUGCUCAAAGCCCUAAUGCCCGUCGCCGUCUACACCAUCGGAAUUCUCUUCAAGAAGGAGGGAUUCAAAUCGGAGACGAUGGCCAACAUGGUGUCCAUCUCGAUUGGGGUCGGGAUUGCCGCCUACGGAGAGGCCAAAUUCGAUUCGUGGGGGGUGUUUCUUCAACUUGGUGCUGUGGCAUUUGAGGCCACUAGAUUGGUCAUGAUUCAGAUCUUGCUCACAUCCAAAGGUAUCACAUUGAAUCCCAUUACUUCGCUCUACUAUGUUGCGCCGUGUUGCCUGCUCUUCUUGUUUGUGCCCUGGAUUUUCGUCGAAUUCCCUGUUUUGAAACAGGCUUCGAAUUUCAAUUUCGAUUUUGUCAUUUUCGGGACCAAUUCGUUAUGUGCUUUCGCCUUGAAUUUAGCUGUAUUUUUGCUUGUGGGGAAGACGUCCGCAUUGACCAUGAAUGUGGCCGGAGUGGUGAAGGAUUGGCUGUUGAUUGCGUUUUCGUGGUCCGUGAUUAAGGACACUGUGACUCCGCUUAACUUGUUUGGAUAUGGGCUUGCGUUUUUGGGUGUUGGGUAUUACAAUCAUUCCAAAUUGCAGGCGUUGAAGGCGAAGGAAGGGCAGAAGAAGGCUGAGCUGGGUGGGGAGGAAGCUGGGAGGUUGUUGGAGGAGAGAGAAGUAGGGGAUGGAAUGGGAAGGAAGAGUGAUGCGCAAGACUAAUUAAAGAACCAAUCAAUGUAUUGAAGGAAGAAAUCAGAGAGAGAGAGAGAGAGAGGGUGGUAUGGAAAUAAAACAAAUGGAAGAGAGAGAAAAGGAAAUGGUUUUUGAGGUGAUGGAGCUGAGAGGAAAUUAAUUAUUUAAUUGGGUGGCUAUGUUUGCUUUUGCUCUUAGGUAUGUGGGAUCGAUUAAAUUUCCAUUUUCUAUGCUAAUUAUGGUUGUUUCUGGCUGAUAUUAGGAUUCGAAUUUCGCACACUGUUGCUUGUAGUACCAAUUCAUGUACUUUACUAUAGGAAGAUAAGAAUAUCGAAUACCUGAUAUCUGUUUCCAUAUGUUUUUUGUUAUUCGAUUUGUCCCUCAAGUAAUUAGGUGUAGCAACAGCCAUUUAUAAUGAAGAACUUUUGAUGUUCAUUCAUGUUA
This is a messenger RNA of Cornus florida, 1721 nucleotides long. RefSeq names its product probable sugar phosphate/phosphate translocator At5g25400. Gene Ontology annotation, molecular function: antiporter activity. Gene Ontology annotation, cellular component: endosome; Golgi apparatus; trans-Golgi network. The coding region runs from base 252 to 1304 and encodes 350 amino acids. The record is from RefSeq and is a predicted model, not a curated record. NCBI's taxonomy places the organism in Eukaryota, Viridiplantae, Streptophyta, Magnoliopsida, Cornales, Cornaceae. The transcript has a single exon.